This is a messenger RNA of Camellia sinensis, 1682 nucleotides long. It is a transcript of the gene PID2, whose product is annotated as AGC (cAMP-dependent, cGMP-dependent and protein kinase C) kinase family protein. Gene Ontology annotation, biological process: protein phosphorylation. Gene Ontology annotation, molecular function: protein kinase activity; ATP binding. NCBI's taxonomy places the organism in Eukaryota, Viridiplantae, Streptophyta, Magnoliopsida, Ericales, Theaceae. The record is from RefSeq and is a predicted model, not a curated record.
AUAAAUAAAGCCUGAUGAGAAAGCAAAACAAGCUCAUACACACACAUACAUGUUCUUCUUCCCCAACCAUAAUGGCAACCAUAGCCCGAGACGAGUCCGACUAUGACAGCAGCUGUUCUUCCUUAACCGUGCCAGACUCCAGCCGGAGCUGGAUGAGCAACCUCAGCUUCGGCAGCCGCCGGAGCUCCAUCUCCUGCGACUCCUCCUCCUCCACCUAUUCUUCUCACUCUCACAAGCCACACAAGGCAAACCAAGCCGCCUGGGAAGCCAUGAGGCGGCUUCAGAGUGAGAAAGGCCGAGCCGGGCUCGACCACUUCCGGCUCCUCCGCCGCCUCGGCAGCGGUGAUAUCGGAAAUGUUUAUCUCUGUCAGAUUCGGAACCCGGUGGUGGGUCUUCCUCAGAGCUUGUAUGCUAUGAAGGUGGUGGAUAGAGAAGCUCUAGCUAUAAGAAAGAAGUUGCAGAGAGCUGAAAUGGAGAAGGAGAUUCUGGGUAUGCUUGAUCAUCCAUUUUUGCCUACUCUGUAUGCAGAGUUUGAUGCUUCUCAUUACUCUUGCUUGGUUAUGGAGUUUUGCUCCGGCGGUGACCUGCUCGCCGCUCGGCAACGACAGCCGACUAAACGCUUUAGCAUUUCUUCUGCCAAGUUUUACGCAGCAGAGACACUAUUAGCCCUAGAAUAUCUCCACAUGAUGGGCAUUGUCUACCGAGACCUAAAACCAGAAAAUGUGCUUGUUAGAGAAGAUGGUCACAUAAUGCUUACAGAUUUCGACCUAUCUCUCAAAUGCGAUGUCGUCCCAAAGCUCAUUAGGCGCAAACCCGACCCAACCCCGCCAUCUGAACCGAACGACAACAUUCAAAAAUGCUCAACACCUUCCUGUGCCAUACCUAUCCAACCCGUGCUCUCUUGCCUUUUAUCAUCCUCACUCAAGAAAAUCAAACCUAAUAAUCACACUUCAACAACAACAAUCACAGCACAAGCUGAUGCUGAAGACAACUAUGAUACAGAAAUGGUGGCGGAACCCAUCACCGCCCGCUCCAAGUCCUUCGUUGGGACCCACGAGUACCUGGCGCCGGAGGUGAUCUCAGGGCAAGGCCAUGGGAGUGCAGUGGACUGGUGGACUUUUGGGGUAUUCUUGUAUGAGCUCUUGUAUGGGAAAACACCCUUUAAAGGAGAGAACAACGAGAAGACUCUCAUUAACAUAUUGAAGCAGCCACUGAGUUUCCCAAGAAUAGGUGUUAGUAGCAGUAAAGAGUAUGAAGAGAUGGUGAGAGUUCAAGACCUGAUUAGCAGGCUUUUGGUGAAGAAUCCAAAGAAGAGGAUUGGGAGCUCAAAGGGUUCUGUGGAGAUCAAGAGGCAUGAGCUCUUCAAGGGUGUGAAUUGGGCUCUGAUUAGGUCAGUGAGGCCUCCUGAGGUUCCCAGUGAUCUGCAGAAGGUUAGGACUAGAGCUGUGGUGCCUAAGUUAAGCAAGAAAGAGAGAGAUGCACCAUAUCAGAUCCCUCAGCAUUUUGACUACUUUUAAGUGUAAAUAAAUAGUAGAUUAACUGGAAAGCAAAUAGUAUCAUGUUUGACACAACAAAGAAAAAUCUGUUUUCCUAUGUUUUUCCUUAGCUAAUGACAAAUAUUUGGAUAAUGUAUGACUAGUUUUGAUAUUAUUUAUGUCAGAUUACUACAUGCUUAUAUCUUA